AUGUUCAAAUUUGUUGUACUCUGUGCCCUGAUUGCCAGUGCCGCUGCUACCAGUGAUGAUGCCAAUGCCGAAGUAACCCGUUUCACAGCCGAUGUCCAUGAACAUGGUUUCCAAUAUGCCUUCGACACCACCAAUGCCAUUCAUGCUGCCGCCACAGGUGGUGCCGAUGGUGAUCACCAGGGAGACUUUGCAUGGAUCUCUCCUGAGGGUGAACACGUCGCAGUGCAAUACGUGGCCGAUGAGAAUGGUUAUCAACCCGACAGCGCCUUGUUGCCUACUCCCCCACCAAUUCCAGAUGCCAUCUUGAAGGCUUUGGAAUACAUUCGCACCCAUCCUCAGCAGGAGGAAAAACCCGCAUUCAAAGCAGCUCCUGCCAGGAGAGGUUAG
Molecule: messenger RNA, 387 nt
Organism: Musca domestica (house fly)
Lineage: Eukaryota; Metazoa; Arthropoda; Insecta; Diptera; Muscidae
Product: larval cuticle protein 4
Exons: 3
Coding region: 1-387 (128 amino acids)
Cellular component (GO): chitin-based extracellular matrix
Molecular function (GO): structural constituent of chitin-based larval cuticle
Source: RefSeq, a predicted model, not a curated record